AUGGCAACAAAGCUCACCAUGAGAACAACAAAUCUCAUUAACAUCCUUAGAUUUCUUAGCUUCAUGACCCUCUUCACCACAACAAGUGCACAAUCACCAAACUAUGUAGGUGAUGAUUGUCGCAACUCAACAGAAGAAGCUCUCACAACUACAUACCAAACCAACCUUAACAAAAUCCUCUCAUGGCUAUCCUCCGAUGCUACCACAAGCAAGGGAUAUAACAACACCAUCAUAGGAAACAACACAGUUGAUGCAAUCUAUGGCCUCUAUGAUUGUAGAGGUGAUGUAACAGGAUCUUUCUGCCAAUUCUGUGUCUCUACUGCAGCCUCAGCAAUUUCUCAGCGUUGUCCUAACAGAUCCUCUGCUGUUAUAUGGUAUAACUUCUGCAUUCUAAGAUACUCAAACCAUGACUUUAUAGGGAACCUUACAACAAACCCAUCAUGGCAAAUUGUGGGGUCCAAGAACAUCACUAAUCCAGAAGAACUUCAAAAAGCUGAGAAUCAUAUGCAAAGUUUGGUAAGAGAAGCUACUGUGGAGACCAACCAGUUGUAUGCAAUGGGUAAGUUCAAUUUGAGUCCAGCUGAGGAAAGGUAUGGUUUGGUGCAGUGUAGUAGGGACCUUACUAAUGAUGAGUGCAGCCAGUGUUUGGAGGCUAUGCUUAACGAAGUUCCAAAAUGUUGUGGAACAAAGCUGGGAUGGCAGGUUUUGGCUCCAAGUUGUUUGAUAAAGUAUGAUGAUUUUAUGUUCUACCAGAUUACUAACCAAACAUCUUCUCCUUUGCCUAAUCCAGGUACAUGUGACACAUUAAUUUAUUCACUUUUUUUGCAAGUGGCCAUAUUUGGUUUUUUUGGUUCCACCUUAUACUUUGCACUUACGCUAGUCUUUUAG
Molecule: messenger RNA, 888 nt
Organism: Gastrolobium bilobum
Lineage: Eukaryota; Viridiplantae; Streptophyta; Magnoliopsida; Fabales; Fabaceae
Product: cysteine-rich receptor-like protein kinase 25
Exons: 1
Coding region: 1-888 (295 amino acids)
Source: RefSeq, a predicted model, not a curated record